UAUCGAUAGUUUUCCAGUUCUAAAUGAUAAUUAUCUCCUCGAAAAGAAAAGAAACAGAGUUGUUGUUUAUUUUACAUAGCAAUAAAUUAUUUAGCAUUAUUUUGCUUUUCUCAGCUUUACGUUUCCCACGUUCUGUAAUUACACGAAUAAAUAAGUUAUGAUUAGCUGUGAUGGAGAAUAUGAGCAAUGCCCGUACGAUAUCUCACAUACGAUUUUGAAAAAGAGGUUCCAGGUCCACUUAGGCCGAUGCAGGAAGAAUCAUAAAGGUGUUCAAAAAGUGACUUGCCCCUUCAAUGUUACUCAUAUACUAAAUCAACCGGAGCUUGACUGGCAUGUGAAAACUUGUCCUGAACGUGCAUCAUUUGAGAAUUUUAAGCACCAGCAAGAGGUAGUAGCGGCGAACACUUCAGACGCAUCUUGUGCAUCGACAUCAACUGCAUCGGUGGCGGAACAGGAAACAGAAUAUGUCUUGGAGACCGAAGAGAAUUGGGAUGAUUUGCCGCCAACACCGUCUUAUGAUCCAAAAAAGUAUGCUGCAAAUGCUCAAGUGCUUCGAACAUUACAAGGUCAUUCAAAGUCUGUCAAAAAGCAAUUUCGUGCUAAGGAACGACUACGCUUGAAAGGUAUUGAGGAUGCCUAAAAGGACUUGCGCUACCAUAGAGAUAAAAAUAUAUGUCAAAGGUGGCAAAGCGCAACAACUAACUAAUUUUUUUAUUAUGUAUCUGACCGUUUUAAUUAAUUUCGAUAAGGACCUUCUACAGAGGCAUCGGCAUGCAUACUAAAGUGAUAAUGAAAUUAAAAUUGUUGUGUUGAUAACCUUUGUGACAUACAUAAUACUAGGGUGAUUCAGAAAUAAAAAAAAAACUUAUUUCUCGGAA
Rhagoletis pomonella (apple maggot) is the source of this 878-nucleotide messenger RNA. Its product is annotated as gametocyte-specific factor 1 homolog. Lineage: Eukaryota; Metazoa; Arthropoda; Insecta; Diptera; Tephritidae. The record is from RefSeq and is a predicted model, not a curated record. The transcript has 2 exons. Bases 158 to 640 code for a protein of 160 amino acids.